AUGGAUGCCCAUGACCGAACAGAGAGUAAAGGUGGCAGCCUUGUUUUGACUUUGGAAAGGAAGAUCUAUGAUCUGCAACAGGAGAAGAAAGAUCUAACUUCACAACUCCAGAAUCGUCAUGGAAGUGAUAAAACCAGCAACAGCAACAAUGUGUUGGUGGAAGGAAAACUUGUCGAGUUGCUCAGACAAAAGUCAGAACUCGGUCAACAACUGAAGCGCUUGAAGCAAGAGAAAGACGACUCGAUCUCACAGCAUAAAGCAGCUAUCAACCGGAUCAAGAAAGAAAAAGAAGAUCUAGAAAAACUCUACAAGUCUUCGUUGCGGGAGAAAUCAGUUCUUCUUGAAGAAAAACUCCGCCAUGAUAGUAAGGUUUCUCAUCUCAAAUCAGAGCUUAAACAUCUCAAGUCAAAAUUCAAGGACAAAAUGGAGAAAAACCGACCGAUGACCAAGGAUGCCUUCCGCCAGAAGAAGAUCACUAACCAGGUCGUAACCCAAGAGGAUAAUGGAAAGAUAACAGCCUUGACUCAAGAAAUUGAGAAGCUUCAAGAAAAGAUCGCUGACUUGAAAAUCAAAAUGGCUGAAAUCUCCAAAGAACUGGAACAGAGUCAUCAAGAUUGUCAGAAAGCAGAGGAAAAGGUUACCAGGGCAUCUCAACAGCGCCAGGAUUUUGAAAAUCGUUUGGAUAUCAUAAACGAAGAAAAGGACAAACUUUCUUCUCAACUCGAAGACAUCCAAAAGGAAAAUAAGGAACUAACUAAUCAGUUGUUCACUCUGAAUGAAGAGAAAAUAGAGCUCCAAUCCAACGCUGAUUGUCUGGAAGAAGAGAAAAGUGAUCUAUCUACCCAGCUCAGUGAGGCUCGCAAACAAUAUCAGUAUUUGGAAGAAGGAUUUGCGGCUGUAUACGCAGAGAAGAAACAACUUCAAGUUCUUAACGUUAGUUUGGAGAAGGAAAGAGACAGUCUAUCAGCUCGGAUCAACGAAAACCAUCAUCAGGGUCGAGAGCAUAGUUUGUCAGAUGAGGAUCAAGAUCUAGAAUGGGACCAAGAUAUAGAUCUAGACCAGGAACCAAUUCAGGACUUCACGGAGGAUGACAACCAAGAACUAGAAUGGGACCAAGAGAUACCAUUCAAGAAACCAAAGCCUUGCUUCACUGAGGAGAACCAGGAUCUAGAAUGGGACCAAGAGAUACCAGUCCAGAAACCAAAGCCUUGCCUCACUGAGGAGAACCAGGAUCUAGAAUGGGACCAAGAGAUACCAGUCCAGAAACCAAAGCCUUGCUUCACUGAGGAGAACCAGGAUCUAGAAUGGGACAAAGAGAUCAAAUCAGUCCAGAGCAAAUCGUACCAAUCUCCCUCUAGUAGUUUUGAAAUAGAAAAACACGGACCGAAAUUCGAACUCAGGAAGAGCCCCCAACAUUGUCAGGUGCUUGAUCAAACAUUCCAGAAAAAGACAACCAUCAAGAAACAAUCUAGCAAUCAGACAGAGAAUGGAGAAGGUCUCUCAAAUGAACUUCAGGAGGCUAACAACAAAUACCAGGAGCUGGAGCAAGAAUGCGAACUGUUGCUAGGUGAGAAGCGCGAGUUUCAAGCUCUAGCAGACAGCUUAGCUGAAGAUAAUUACAAGCUAUCAUCUCAGAUUGGACAAGAGUACGAGGAAAGACGUAACCUGGAAGACAAACUGAAUUGUUUAGAGGAAGAAGUUGAAAAGCAAGAACUUUCUACAAAGCUGAAGGACGAAAAAUCCACCCUUUCCUCCUCACUCGAGUCUGUGCAAAAUCAAUGCAAGGAAUUGGAACAGAGAGUUGCUGCCGCAGCCGAAAAUAAAGUCGAAUUCGAGAGAGAAAGUCUGAAAUGGAAGAAGGAACGGAACAAUCUACUGGAACAACUAGAGAAUCAGAAACAAAAUCUGAACUCCGAUACAAGACGUGAGGUCGCCCUCAAAGCAUCGGCUUUAAUCGACCAAGAGAUUACCAAAGUACUCGGCAGGGAGAUUGCACAUGUACAGAUCCACAAAGAACGAGAAAAGUUGGUGACGGCUGAAACAGAGCGACUGGAAUUGAUAGAGAAAAACAAGGUUGCCAUGGAGAAAGUCAAAGAAUCAGAAGAACUCAGAAUGGAGAUUGAGAAGAAGAAUGAGAAACUUGAGAAUGAAAUUAAGCUGGUUAAGAACGAGAUAGAGACCGCUUACUCCAAGGUUGAAUGCUUCAAAUCUGAUAUAACUGAUCUCAAUAUUCAGAACAGAAGUCUUCAUAACCAGUUAGAGCUCCAGAAGAAAAACAUCCAGGAGCUAGAGGAGAAAGCAUCCAAUAUGAAAGAAAUGAUUCAUCUUAUGGAAAGUAAUGCAUUACGAGCAGAGAAAAGACAGAAAGAAGUCGAGGAAGAAAUUCAGGUAAGAUUAUUCUGGGUAUUUUGCUAUUAA
Molecule: messenger RNA, 2418 nt
Organism: Lytechinus pictus (painted urchin)
Lineage: Eukaryota; Metazoa; Echinodermata; Echinoidea; Temnopleuroida; Toxopneustidae
Product: myosin-4-like
Exons: 19
Coding region: 1-2418 (805 amino acids)
Source: RefSeq, a predicted model, not a curated record